Molecule: messenger RNA, 3161 nt
Organism: Beta vulgaris subsp. vulgaris (sugar beet)
Lineage: Eukaryota; Viridiplantae; Streptophyta; Magnoliopsida; Caryophyllales; Amaranthaceae
Product: PHD finger protein At1g33420
Exons: 5
Coding region: 738-2876 (712 amino acids)
Source: RefSeq, a predicted model, not a curated record
GGAUCCACUAAGCUAAACAAACAGUCGGGAAAUCCAAAAUAUGCUCAACACCCAAUAACAAUAAACAUUUCCAAAACCUUACACCAUAUCAAUUUAAAAAAACCAAGGGGCACAUUAGUAAAAUACAAAAAAAAAAGCCAAGGAAGUGAACGGUCAAAAACCCCCUAAAAUAACUCAAAAAUAAAAAAAAUUCUAGAAAGUGCCGUUUUACAUUAAAUUUACAAAUAAAACGGCUUUAGAUGCGCCACCUAUUCCUCUAUUAUAUCUCACCCAUCAAUUUUUAGUUUUCACUCCUUCCUUCCCCCACUUUCUCUCUCCUCUCCUUUCUUUUCUUCUCUCUUCUCAAUUUUCUCCCCCACAAAUUAAAAAGCAAAAAGAAAAAGAAAAAGUUUGUGUUUUUGUUUUUGUUUUCAAAGAAAUUUAAAUAUUUAUUCUCAGUCUCUCUCAUCAAACAAACCGCCUUUCUUUCUUGCUAAGAAAAAGGAAAAACACAAAAAAAAAAAAUUUAAAAAUUUUAAUUCUGUCUCUUCAAAUCACAUUUAUCGAGGACAUAGAAAAAAAAACAAAAAGAAAAAGCAACCUCUCUUCCCCAAAAACACGAGAAAAACCAGAACUCACUAACCCAGAUCUACACAAAUUUAUUUAUUUUCUCUCUCUCUCUUUACUUUUUUUUUCUCUCAGAUCUGAAACUAAAACUAUCUCACUCUAGAUCUAUAAGCUUUUCUUCCUUAUUAUCAAUGGUGGUUAACGCAAGGUCGUUGAAGCGUAUGAAGAGACGAGUCACCGCCGAGUUACACGACUUUCUUACUUUUCCGGCGCCGGAAUCCGGCGACAGACUCGCCGGAGCUCCGUUUAGAUCUAACGUCAAGGCUUUCCUUGCUCGACACGCGUUGUUUCCUCCUCUUUCUUCUCUCCUCCCUCACCUCGUGACGUGGCAGGUUCUGUACCGAGUCGGUGACUCGGCUGACUCGUUCGAUAACUCGUCUUCUCACGUGGUAUGCGUCGACGUUGUUGAAGAAGAGGUGGCUAGAUCUAGAUCUGUUUACUGCGACCAGUGUCGCGUUGUUGGAUGGAGUGGGCAUCCAGUAUGCACAAAGAGGUAUCAUUUUAUAGUAAAAGCAGAUGGAAAUUCAAUUGGUGGGUAUGUCAAGCCAUGUCCUAAUUGUGGAGAUUCAAUUAAUCUUGCUGAACCUAGGUGUAAGACAUGCAACCAUGUGAUGACUUCUGAUGAUGUUGAAGACUGGGUUUAUCAUCAAUUGGAGGACACUACACAUCUGUUACAUGGUGUAGUCCAUGCCAAUGGUUACGGCCACCUUCUCAGAGUCAAUGGUAGAGAAGGUGGUUCAAAGGUUCUUUCAGGAACUGAUAUUAUGAACUUCUGGGAUCGCCUAUGUAAAUAUCUUGGAGUCAGAAAGAUCAGUGUCAUGGAUGUAUCCAAAAAGUAUGGGUUGGAGUACCGACUUCUUCAUGCCAUCACAAAGGGGCACCCGUGGUAUGGCAACUGGGGUUAUGAGUUUGGGUCUGGAAGCUUCGCUCUGACUCAAGAUGCCUAUAGGGAGGCUGUGGAGACUCUAUCUACUAUGCCACUUUCUUUUUUCAUUUGUCAAGGGAGGAAACCACGUGCUCACUUUCAGGAUUUGAUACUUUAUUACCAGUCCCUCUCAGAAUGUGAGCUUGUAAAUACAAGGGACCUUUUUCACUUUAUUAUGCGCCUGGUCCAUGAUGUGGAAAAAUCUUCCCUUGUCAGUGAAAAUACCUUCAAGAAACGCCGAUCUUGUGCACCAGGGAUAUUAUGUGCAUGGACAACAAGUGACAUCAAACGUGUCGAGGGUGCAAUGAUGAGAGUUUUACGUGCAGUUACGGGUUCCAACUGGGUGAGUUGGCGUAACCUAAGGGGUGCUGUUUGUAAAGUGGGCCCUCCAGAGUUACUGGAUUACUGUCUCAAGGAUCUAGGUGGCAGGCAGACUCCUGAAGGAUCGACUGUAAAUGCUCGCUGUAACCCUGAUACGGGUGCACUGGAGUUUAGGGUUGAGCCUGGAAUCUUCUCUCUGCAAGGGAAUUCGGGGUGUGCAAAUCCUAUGUUUUUGAACUUCCCAUCUCGAGAACAAAUCCUCCGGGACAUGAGAGUGUUGUAUGAAUGUCUACUUCAUCCUCAGACAAUGGUGAAGUUUGGACCCGAGGGGAGAAGGGAGUGUGCACUCAGUGCAGCAUCAAAGCUUCUUGAUUGCAAGCAGUUUGUGAAGAAUUACAAGCCUGAAACCACAUCACCACUAGUGAAUUCCUCUGCAAUAUAUCUAUUUUGCCAAGUGGAAUUUCCCGUUCACCUAUCAGAAGAACAAGUUAUGAGGCCACCACCUGAACUCAUCGCAUUCUCCUCAAACGCCACCAUUUCUGACCUUAAAGCUGAAGUUUCCAAGGUUUUUCAGGAAGUUUACAUAAUGCUUAAAGGUUUCCAAGCAGAAGAGUUAGUUGACUAUCGAGGUGUAGAGGAUUCCACCCAAGUCAAACUCUUGUUUCCUUCUCUCGUUACCGUGAGGAUUCAGGGAAGAUGUCCUUUGAAGAACGGUUUGGGUAGGUUUCGUUUGGAAAGAGGGGUAGAGCGAUGGACGGUGGAAUGCAGCUGUGGGGCUCGGGAUGAUGAUGGGGAGAGAAUGUUGGCGUGUGAUGUGUGUGGUGUUUGGCAGCACACUAGGUGUGCUGGAAUUCUGGACUUUGAAGCAGUGCCAGCAAAAUUUCUUUGCAUCAGGUGUGGGGGGAAAAGCAGGAUGGCCGCGGCUAAAGUAGGGUUGAACUGCAAGGAUGAGUCGAUGUUGGUGAGCGCUGGUGCCAGUGGUGGUGGUGGGAAAAGCUUGGCUAUGAUGUUUGAUGUACGUUAGGUUAGGCAUUUUGGUACUGAGUUUCUUCUUUUGUAAAUUCUUUUUUAGGGUUUCUUCAGGCUAAGGGAAGAAAAUGUGUAUAUAACUUCAGAAGGGCCUGAAGAACGCUUCACUUGCACUAGCUAGUAGUAGCUAUCCUUUCAUAUUUGUGGGUUUUAUUUAAGCUCCUUUUUUUUGUUCUUUUCUUUUUUUGUAAGUUGUACAUGUUAUGCUCUAACUACUCCGGAGCUUUUGUAGAUACGGAAACUUGAAAAUGAAAAAUGAAAAAGAAGAGAAUCUAACUUA